AGUAAAUGAAAUAUUUAAAUUAGUUUGUAAAAAAUAACAAAGUAAAUGUUACCAUUUCUGAAAUUAUUGGUUGAAACACAUGCAGAUAUCAUGCUUGUUUAGAAUAUGGAUAAUUAACAUGGAUAGAAUAUGCAAUUGAUAAAUAAAUUGAUAAAUAGAAGUGAGAUUUUUAUUGUAGAAAUCAGGAAAAUGUUAUUAGAAUUCGACAAACAGAAAAAAUUAAAUUUUGAUAUAUAAAAAAAAAUAAUCGAAUCAAAUUUUUAGGAAUUUGAAUUAGAACAAGAGAUUUCAAUGAUUUAAAUAUGGAGAAAAUAAACAUGGUUUAUAGAUGUUUAAAAUGCAUUAGAUGAUAUAUACAAUGAUAAAAAUAUCAGUAAAAUAGAUAAAUUAAUUGAUGAUGCAGAGACAUUUUGA
This is a messenger RNA of Paramecium pentaurelia, 414 nucleotides long. Lineage: Eukaryota; Ciliophora; Oligohymenophorea; Peniculida; Parameciidae. The record is from the annotation of a GenBank genome assembly.